This is a messenger RNA of Mercenaria mercenaria, 6176 nucleotides long. Its product is annotated as tumor susceptibility gene 101 protein-like. Gene Ontology annotation, cellular component: ESCRT I complex. The transcript has 12 exons. The record is from RefSeq and is a predicted model, not a curated record. Lineage: Eukaryota; Metazoa; Mollusca; Bivalvia; Venerida; Veneridae. Gene Ontology annotation, molecular function: ubiquitin binding. Bases 145 to 1455 code for a protein of 436 amino acids. Gene Ontology annotation, biological process: protein modification process; protein transport; endosome to lysosome transport.
CGUUUCGGUUAUUUUCCAAGAAGCGGAAAAGAAAAAAAAGAAAAGAAAUCGUCAAAAUAAUUUCGAUCGUUUACAUGCAUUUAGUUCGUUACCAUGGUCCAGAUCUUAUGAUAUUAAGCUUUAGAAUUCUAACUUGUAUUUGAAAUGUCUAAUUACGAACAGUUUCUUAAGUCAUCUCUCAAUAAGUAUAAGAACCCUGAUAUUGCAAAGCGUGAUGUUCUUGGUGUUUUCACAACUUUUGGUGACCUGAGGCCAAAGAUUGAUGACUUUGUGUUCAACGAUGGUACUAGGAAGUCACUAUUACAGCUAGAUGGAACCAUACCUGUUAAUUAUAAAGGUUCAAUAUACAAUAUACCGAUAUGUAUCUGGUUGAUGGACACACAUCCGUACAAUCCACCAAUGGUGUAUGUGAGACCAACAUCCACAAUGCAGAUAAAGUCAGGCAGAAAUGUAGAUAUGAAUGGAAAAAUUGAUCUUCCAUAUCUUAGAGAAUGGAAAUAUCCAAAUUCUGAUCUGCUAGGAAUGAUUCAGAUUUUAACCAUAGUAUUUGGAGAGGAACCGCCUGUGUACUCCAGACAACAGCAACAGCAGCCUCCAGUACGAUACCCGAACCAAACACCAUACCCACCCACUGGAACUGGUUCCUUCCCAAUGCCAAUGCCAGGAAUGGGCGGUUCAAAUACACCAUAUUCUGCCAAUACACCAUACCCAGCCAGUAACACUGGGUACCCACAGAAUAGCAGUUACCCAGGACAGUACACAGGGUAUCAACAGCCACCAUCAAGUGGUUACCAAGGUUACCCGACAAGCUACCCUUCAACAGCGGCUUCCUCUGGGUACCCAGGUGGUCCAACAUUUGCACCCACAUACAGCCAGACACAGGCCUCUAAUGAUCAAACCACAUCUUCAACAGCAUCAAACUACAAUACUAGUGGUACCAGCACUGUGACUGAGGAACACUUAAAAGCAUCACUACUGUCUGCAGUAGAAGACAAAAUGAAAUGGAGGUUGAAAGAAACAUUUGCUCAAGCUCAGGCUGAGAUGGAUGUUCUAUAUAAAACACAAGCAGAUUUGCUGAAAGGCAAAGACAAACUUGAAUCAAUGAUCAGAGAUCUGGAAAAAGAAAAGUCCGAGAUAGGUGCCAAUAUUGUAUUAUUGAAACAGAAGGAUGGCGAAGUGAAAGAGACAUUAUCACGUCUAGAGAACCAGGAGCAGAUUGGUAUUGAUGAUGCGGUGGUAACGACAGCUCCACUGUAUAGACAAUUGUUGAAGGCAUUUGCAGAGGAGCAGGCAAUUGAGGAUGCCAUUUAUUAUCUUAGUGAAGCUUUACGGAAAGAUGUUAUAGAUCUAGAGGUGUUUUUAAAGAGGGUGAGAGAAUUGUCAAGAAAACAGUUCAUGUUGCGAGCAUUGAUACAAAAAUGUCGAGAAAAGGCUGGAUUACCUCCCUUGGCAUGAUUGUAGAAAACACUUGACUACUUUGUUAUUAGUCAUAGUACGGUGUGAUAUUUGUUGACCAAAAUACCCAAGAAUUUGAAUGACAGCCGUGACACUUCCAUAUUACCAGUACAUCUGAACCGACUUUUAAUAGGGUACUUGACUGUUCACGGAGAAUUUUUAUUUUUUUCAUAAUAAAAAAUAGCAGCUUACAAAUUUAAUUUGACUGUGGCUAUGCAGCAGUAUUAAACUUGAAAAGCACAACCCAUCAGCAAAAUGCAAAGUUUUAACAAUGCAGAUAUUUCUUACUUGUUUUUGUUAUAAUCACAAAAAAAUUUAAGCCUCAUGAAAAGUACCGGAUCUACAGAAUGUAACAUGUUGAUUGUGUUACACUUUGCUUUUUGCUAGAAAAAUUGUAGUUAAUUUGAUAGAUUUUGUUAAACCCAAUUGAACAGUAUAAACUCGUUUUUAUACGCCCGAAGGGACGUAUUAUGUUAUGACGCUGGUGUCCGUCUGUCUGUCCGUUAGCAAUUUCGUGUCCGCUCUGUAACUCUUGAACCCUUUGAAGGAUUUCAAGGAAACUUUACACAAAUGUUCACCACACCGAGACGAUGUGCAGAGCGCAUGUUUUGGAUGUCUCGCUUCAAGGUCAAGGUCACACUUAGGAGUCCAAGGUCAUAUCACUUUGUUUCGUGUCCGCUCUGUAACUCUUGAACCCCUUGAAGGAUUUCAAAGAAACUUGACACAAAUGUUCACCACACCAAGACGACAUGCAGAGCGCAUGUUCCGGAUGACUUGCUUGAAGGUCAAGGUCACACUUAGGGGUCAAAAGUCAUGUCAGUUUGUUUCUUGUCCGCUCUGUAACUCUUGAACUGCUGGAAGGAUUUCAAAGAAACUUGGCAGAAAUGUUCACCACAUUGUAACGAUGUGCAGAGCGCAUGUUCUGGAUGACUCGCUUCAAGGUCACACUUAAGGGUCAAAGGUCAUAUAUGACUUUGCUUUGUGUAUAUUGCUCUGCAUUGCAGUGCUCUUGUUUUUAUUUGGCAGAUCUCUUUUUUGUACUUACAAUAUGUUUUUUUUUUUUAAUUACUUCCCUUUUAUGUUACUAUAAAUAGCUUAUUUUGAAACUUUUUUAUUAUUGGCCGUAGGGAAAAACCGAGACCACUUUUCUGUGGUACAACAUGGAUGGUACCUCCAAUUUUAAAGUGUAUUUUUACAUACCUGUACCUGAUAAGGAUUUUUUUGUAGACUUUGAAUAUUUUUUUUGUGGACUUAGAUUUGUUUUUUGAAGUUUUCCUUUUGUUGUUCCAGUCCUUUGGGGCUACAACAGUCAAGUUCUUAAAAUUUUGUUUCCAUCCUAUGAUGUAAGCCUUCGGGCGUAUAUUGCCCCGCUUGGCGGCGCUCUUGUUACUGAAUACCCUUGUGCAUAUGACAUUUAAAUUCUAUUUUGUUAAAAUUACCUAUGCUUGCUCGGAGGCUUUCUUGCUCACAUAUGUAUGUAAGAUAGACCCAGUAAGUUUUCAUGAUCUUGUAAUUCUGGUAAUUCUUAUUGCACCUUUUCUUCCUCUUUGUUGAAGAUUGAAUGAUACAUAACCAGUGUCCUCUGGUCAAAAAGGUUAUUUUGGCUCACCUAACAUAAAAGUGGCCUGCUUAAAAGUGUGAAAAUAAAAGUCCUCCCUCAAACCACAUAUAUGUUCACAGAAUAUAACUAAAUGGCUAUGGUUUACAGAAUAUUUUUUGCUUUGUGUGAAUUUGUUCAUGAAAAUUAAGUCUUAUUUGAAGAUUUUUUGAGGGUUUACGAAUUUUUUCAUUACACACUUUUAAAAGCGCCUAUGGUGUAUCAAAAUCUCAUUGCUUUCAGAAGGCAAACUUAUACCAUUUAUUUGUGUAAAUGGAUAGAGUGCAGUUCAGUUUGUUUAACUUGUUUUAGGUGUACAAAAUAUGCACAUGUGUUGUUGCUUUUAGGCAUACAUUUUGUAUAUUGUUUUGAAAAGGUUUUUGGUUUGGAAGUUUAUAUUCAUUCUUAACCAUCAUAUUGAUGGAAUGUGAUGCUAGAGUUGUGCAAGAUGAAACCAGUCUGACUGUGAAUGUGAAAUACAUAAUUACAUGUACAGUUGUGUCUUCACCUAAAAUUUAACAUUGUGUCAGAAAAGCCUACAUCAUUCCGUUUACUUGGAUUCAAAUAUUUAGUAUCAUUCGGGUUAAGGCCAUAAAAGUAGAAUUCAAGAAAUCCAUUUUCUCAAUAAAAUUCAAGUCUUUAUACUAUGAUGAUGGUGCAGAUCAUUUGUAUCAUGUCUGUCUUUGCCAUACAACAUACCAGAGCAGUUCUUUGGCUUAUUUCAGAGGUUAUAACACUUUUGUUUUGUUAUUUUAGAUUUUGAAAAAGCUAGUUCUUGAAAAUUGUUUGUAACAAAUGCGUGAUUUUUAGCCAAAAUUCCUCUAAAGUCGUAUCGUCCACUACUACUUAAAGAAGAUAAAGAAAAAAUGAAGACAAUUUGAAAGAAAGUAUGGUAUUUGAUCACGUAUUGAUCAUGUUACGCGCAAGUAACGAUCUAUGACAGCAUUUUAUCUCAAUUUACGGAGUGUAAUUUCUCCAUUAACAAGUUGAUAUCAAGAUGUCGUUUCAAGAAAAAUAGUCCUUGAAAAAGUAAGAGUAGUACUUGAACGGUCCUUGAAAUUUAUUCUUAUGUUCUUUUCAAACUCUGUUUAUGAAUACAUGAAUCUGGCACAACCUUAAGAAGAAUCUUUAUAGAGGAUAUUACACAACUGUCUAUUUAUACUGGAUUAAGCGAAUUGAAUAAAGUAAUAAAAUGCGAGGAUCUUUGGAGCAUCUUAUCAAUUUUAUUCAACUAGUUUAAUUAAUUCAAUGUGAUGAGACAAAAUGCAAUAUUCUUUUUAUCACAUGUAAACUUUUCUUGCUGAAAUACAAAAAUUUCUUCUUUCUUAACCUAUUAUAUAGAUCAUGAAAAUUUGACUAAUGUGUCCUAUACUUAAAUGGACUAACCCACACAUUUUAAGCAAAAAAUACUUUCUCUCAUUAAUCCAUAAAAAGGGAGUCCUCUGAAAGUGAAUAUUGGUACAAACAUACUGACAUAGGAUUAUUGCAAGGUGUUCUUAUAAAUAACCGAAAAUAGUGUGCAAAAAGUAGUGUACGGUUGCAACGCUUUCGAAGUAAUGCAGUAAAUUGACAUACUUCUUGCACUUUUAUACGCCCGUUUGAAAAACGGGACGUAUUAUUGGAACGCCCCUGGCAGGUGGGCGGGCGGCGUCCACAGACUUUGUCUGGAGCAUAUCUUCUUCAUGCAUGGAGGGAUUUUGAUGAAACUUGGCACAGUUGUUCACCAUCGUGAGACGGAGUGUCAUGCGCAAGAACCAGGUCCCUAGGUCUAAGGUCAAGGUCACACUCAGAUCAAAGGUCAAAUUCAAGAAUGACUGUCCUCUUCAUGCAUGGAGGGAUUUUGAUGAAACUUGGCACAAUUGUUCACCAUCAUGAGACGGAGUGUAAUGCGCAAGAACCAGGUCCCUAGGUCUAAGGUCAAGGUCACACUCAGAUCAAAGGUCAAAUUCAAGAAUGACUGUCUGGAGCAUAUCUUCUUCAUGCAUGGAGGGAUUUUGAUGAAACUUGGCACAAUUGUUCACCAUCAUGAGACGGAGUGUAAUGCGCAAGAACCAGGUCCCUAGAUCUAAGGUCAAGGUCACACUUAGAGGUCAAAGGAUACAAGAAUGAAAACUUGGUCCGGAGCAUUUCUUCUUCAUGCAUGGAGGGAUUUAAUUUUGAUACAACUUGGCACAAAUGUUCACCACCACGAGGUGGAGUGUCUUGCACAAGAACCAGGUCCCUAGGUCUAAGGUCAAGGUCACACUUAGAGGCCAAAGGUCAGAUACAAGAAUAACUUUGUCCAAAGCAUUUCUUCUUCAUGCAUGGAGGGAUUUUAAUGUAACUUGGCACAAUUGUACACCAUCAUGAGACGAAGUGUCAUGCGCAGGUCCCUUCUUUAGAAUUACUUCCCUUUGUUGUUACUAUAAAUAACCUAUACUGUAACUUUUUUAUAAUUGACCAUAGGAAAAAACCAAGAUCACUUUUCUGUGGUACAAGAUAGAUGUUACUUUCAAAUUUUAGGUGUAUGUUAUGGUAUCUCUACUUGGUAAGGAUUUCUUUUGUGGACAUAGAAAAACAAAAGAAUUACAAUAAUUACUAAACAGCCACAAAGUUAAGAUUCCAUUUGCAAACACAGCUGCUAUUUGUUAAUUUGCUGCGACGGGCGUAUAUUGUGACAUUCUUGCACUCUUGUUACCAAUAUCUAACUUUUAUUCUCACCCACUUUAUCAUUUUUCAGUGUUAUAUAUACAUUCUAUGCUAAACUUGGUGGAAAUGAACAUGAUGAAAAAUUUCACACAAACUCUGAGAGAGUAGCUUUAAAAUGGCAUCAACACUUUAUUACACUGGUGAAAUAUCAAAUUUAUGCAUUUGCUUUAUUUUACUCCCACAAUGUCAAACGUGAUACAGAAGGAAAUUCACUUCCAGACUAAAAUAAGUUACUACAGUCAGAAAUAGAUGAGUUAAUUUCACUUCACGAUUUUCUGCUACUCGUUAAAAAGUUAUUUUUACUGUAUUUUUCUGUUACAUUUUUACACAUAAACCUUUUUUAUUUAUAUUAUGCCCCAAAUAUGAAAUCAGUGUACUGUAUGUAUGAAGACAUUAUUGUUAAUUUAUGUGUAUAUAUUAAAUUUUUUUAUAAAAU